GAUGCUCUUCUACAAAAAACUGAUCAACAGCAGGAUACUUCAAGAUAUCAACUUGUUCCUCGCAUAUCCCGUCAAAUCGAAGACGACGAAGCAGAUCCAUAUUCUGGCUAUUGGAUUGAAUAUUAUCGUCCGCGACUUUUCACGUCAUUUGAAAAGUUGUUUGCAUUUGACAUGAAAA
Molecule: messenger RNA, 178 nt
Organism: Racocetra fulgida
Lineage: Eukaryota; Fungi; Glomeromycota; Glomeromycetes; Diversisporales; Gigasporaceae
Source: the annotation of a GenBank genome assembly